AUGUCGAUCUUCGACGGAGCUUUCAUCAACACAGAGCUUUCCAAACACACAUCGAUCUUCGGUCUCCGUUUAUGGGUUGUCAUCGGAAUCUUAAUCGGUGUUGCCAUCGUUUUCAUCCUCUUCCUCAUCUCCCUCUGUGUAGUUUCCCGCCGCCGCCACCACCGCCGUACUGGCGACUACAAAAUCACCGGUGCUGCUCCUGCAAAGGAAAUCCAACAGAUCGUGCACAUUCCAGGACCGCACAUGCUUCGGCGACCAGCUCCGGCGAAAGUACCGGAGAUCCACGUGGAUAUCGGGAGGCAAGAACACAGAGUGGUGGUUAAAUCAGAUAGGGUUUCAAGUGGUGAGAGUAAGGGAACAGCGGGAAGUGGGUGUGAUACGACGUCGUCUUUUGGGAGUGGUAGUGUCGGUGGAAUUGGACCCGAGGUAUCACAUCUUGGUUGGGGAAGAUGGUACACUCUGAGAGAGCUUGAAGAUGCAACUGGUGGGUUGUGUCCAGAAAAUGUUCUAGGUGAAGGUGGCUAUGGAAUUGUUUAUCAUGGAGUACUCACGGAUGGUACUAAAGUUGCUGUCAAAAAUCUCUUGAAUAACAAGGGCCAAGCGGAAAAAGAAUUCAAAGUCGAGGUAGAAGCAAUUGGUCGAGUGCGUCACAAAAAUCUUGUUAGGUUGCUUGGAUACUGCGUUGAAGGGGCCUACAGGAUGCUUGUGUAUGAAUACGUUAACAAUGGAAAUCUAGAACAGUGGUUGCAUGGAGAUGUUGGACCUGUAAGCCCUUUGACAUGGGAAAUACGCAUGAACAUUAUAUUGGGAACAGCUAGAGGCUUGGCAUAUCUUCACGAGGGUCUCGAACCAAAGGUUGUUCACCGAGAUGUGAAAUCAAGCAACAUCCUCAUUGAUCGUCAAUGGAACUCCAAGGUUUCUGAUUUCGGGCUUGCCAAGCUUUUAUGUUCUGAGAAUAGUUAUGUCACGACUCGAGUAAUGGGGACAUUUGGUUAUGUCGCACCAGAAUACGCAUGCACCGGAAUGCUGACUGAAAAGAGUGAUGUUUAUAGCUUUGGGAUCCUUAUCAUGGAGAUAAUUACUGGGAGAAGUCCAGUUGAUUAUGCUAGACCACAAGGAGAGGUUAAUUUAAUAGAGUGGUUGAAAACUAUGGUCGGUAAUCGAAAAGCUGAAGAAGUAGUUGAUCCUAAACUACCCGAGUUGCCGUCUUCAAAGGCUCUUAAACGCGCUCUAUUAAUCGCUCUUCGGUGUGUUGAUCCCGACGCAACCAAAAGGCCUAAAAUGGGACAUGUCAUUCACAUGCUUGAGGCCGAUGACCUGUUAUUCCACAAUGAUCGCAAAACUGGAGGCGAGUCUUCGCGAUCCUCUCUUCACGAAUUUCAACAAGAGCACGAGAACUCGAGUUUGGACAAGAGAACAACAGAUGAAGGAAUCAGUGUUGAAAGUGAGCAUGGUAGUGGUAGAAGUAAUCAUCAACCUACUAGAGGGAGAUGA
Molecule: messenger RNA, 1494 nt
Organism: Lathyrus sativus (Indian pea)
Lineage: Eukaryota; Viridiplantae; Streptophyta; Magnoliopsida; Fabales; Fabaceae
Source: the annotation of a GenBank genome assembly